Pseudocercospora fijiensis CIRAD86 is the source of this 875-nucleotide messenger RNA. RefSeq lists its product as uncharacterized. The record is from RefSeq and is a predicted model, not a curated record. Lineage: Eukaryota; Fungi; Ascomycota; Dothideomycetes; Mycosphaerellales; Mycosphaerellaceae. The transcript has a single exon. The coding region runs from base 100 to 567 and encodes 155 amino acids.
GCUAGGAAAAGGCAUCGCCAUAUUUCUAGCACAGCAACGCCUAUAUCAACAAGCCCCGCUUGACACGACCCGGCUACAACACCGACGCGAGCCGUCGCGAUGUCUUCAACGGACUCCUUCUCUACAGCGAGUUCGAGCGCGACUACAGCAACUAGCAGUACAGCCGACAACGAAUUUUCCUUCAGUAUACGCGAGACGACCAUCCGAAAUAUCGCGAUCGCUGUCGGCAUCUCACUCACCGUUCUCUUGAUAUGCACACUCAUUGCAAUCGAAGUCAUGCGGCGAAAGAUGAAGCGUAUGAGGAGGCAGCUGGACGUGUACGCAAUGAAGCUCGAGGGACUGAGCCCACGCCUGAGAACUGGACAUGGCUAUCAUUCGGUGCCGCCCAGUGCCGUCGAGAACGGCAGCAUACCGCGAUUUGAGCUGGAUGGGUCGCGCGAGGUCGUAGAAUCGGACGCGAGGUUUCUAGGAUCGCGAUCGCAUCGACGGGAUGAGUCUUUCGUUUUGAAGCUUGAUAGCCAGCCCAGCUCGCCGCAGAGAUCGAGUAGUAGGGAGAGAUUGCGAUGACGAUGAUGGAGAGAUUUAGAUAUAGUGGAUCAUUGCUGGUAGAUGUUAUCUUUGAAGAGAAGUAAGACUGUACAGCUAUUGAGCUGGGUAUUGACGACUUAAUGUAUAUACUGCAGUUCGCUCUCUCGAUACUGCGUGCAAGCGAACUGCGGCGGCUGUGGUGAAUUGCCGUGCUGAGCAUCUGAGUGCAAGCUAGGAGAAGCAUUGAGAUAUUCUUGGGAGCAAAGAGUCAAUGUAUUGUCAGUCGCAAUGGGAUGCAGCAGCAGAAUUGAACUGCAGGUGAAUACGAACGAUUACGUAAGCCGCUC